GCGCUUUGGAACAAGAUGAACAUGCAGCUGCAUCCCUACCUGCUGAAGACUGUCUGGAUGGACAAGCCCAAGUACGACGAGGCAGAGAGGCUUUACCACGAGGAAUGCGCCACGUCUGCUACCCUGGAGAGGGGAGAGAAAACUAGUGUCGAGAAGCGGGAGGAGAGCUUCACCACAGGCAGUGGUGGGGAGGUCCAGGCAUCUUCCCCAGAAAGCCUCAACGGAGAGCCGACCAAGAAGAAGCAAAGAAGACGCAAACGAUCGCCCAAAACCAAGAGCCAGCAAGCCAGGCUAGGCCAGACGUUGGCUGGAAUGAUGUCUGAAACCGUCUGGUUUGAGAAAUCCCGUUUUGAGGAAGCAGAGUAUGCUUAUCAGAAGCAGCUGGCAGAUUAUCGUUCCCACUGUACUCUUCCAAAGGCCCCGGAGCCUAAGUUCCAGGCAAACUCUAAUAUGGCACUGUGUGAAAACGGGAAUGUGGGCACCUGCCACCAUGUGGUGGACUGCGUCCGGCUCAACAAGCCUGCCUUUGACGCAGAGCGCAGUUUCGCGGAGAGAUUGCUUCCUUGCUCCACACCGACCACUCUGGCUGUUGUGCCCCUCACAGCUAGUCCAACACCUGCUGCCAUGCAAACCACGGAUGACGAGGGUUACCUGACCGCUACCCCAACGCCUGCUACCCCAGUCCUUUCCCUCCUGGAUCACUCAAAUCAUACCGCUCAGGUUUUACCCACUUCCUCCACCCAGUCCAUCAAUGGGAUGACCCAGGUCCCCAGCUGCCUACGACAGCUGGUCUCUGGGGUGUGGCUUGAGAAGCCAAUCUACGAUCAGGCUGAGAAGAGUUACUAUGAGCGCCUCUGCGAUGGCUUUCCCCCCGCAGCCUCAAUGCAGAAGGGGAGGAAGAACAGGAGGAACAAGAAGGCCAGCAAGGAUGCCAGAGCAUGCAACCAUACAUCGGGGUCUGAGAGUAAUAACAGGUUGGGCUUCUCUGCGACGGUGGCUGACAGUAAUGGCAGCGUUUCACAAGGGACUGUGGAGGAGGAGGAUGACGGACGGCUCGAUCUAAAGGCUAAAGAAGCAGAGAGUAAUGUGAUAUCUGUGCUUCUCUCUGUCCAAGGCCACCUUUCCAAGGCAUCCAUUCGGUUCUUCUUGCAUCAGGACAGCGAACGUGUGUGGCUCAGCAAGCCCCUGUUUGAUGCAGCGGAGAAGAGGUACUACGAAGCAAUCUCUGAUCAAGCUAGCAGGACCAGUGCUAGACCGACUGUGGAGGCCUCAAUGCCAGGGCUGGCUGCUUCAGCACCCAGGCAGCAAGCAAACACCAUGAGCGCAGAACACCUGGCCCAGGAGAACAUCUGGUUCGACAAGUACCGAUACGACGAUGCCGAGAGACGGUACUAUGAGCAGAUGAACGGACCCGUCUCCUCCACCCCUGCGGGCCGCACACAGACUGCACAGGAGAACGGAGCAAAUACAAUCCUGCAAGACAUUGCCAGAGCCAGGGAGAAUAUCCAGAAAUCGCUAGCCGGACUGAAGACCACCUUACACCCCACUGGAACCCCCUCUGUCUCUGCAAAGCGCCCCCGCCACUCUGCUCUGUCUAGCGCUGGGUGUACCGCUGGAGAACAGAGCGAGCUGGUGUCCCGCAUCAACAGCCUGGAACUGGAGAACCGCAGUCUGUACAGCGUGGUGGAAGACCUGAGACUGGCCAUCUCAAAGCUGGAAACUCGCGUGUCACAGCUGGAGAAAUCCCCAGCAGGGGGCAGACCGACCCUUGCAGCAGCAGCAGCAGCACCACCCUGCACCAAGGUGGAGGUGAAAAAGGAGGAAGAUGAUGAUGAUGAUGAUGAUGAUAUCGACCUGUUUGGCAGCGACGAUGAAGAGGAGGAUGCUGAGGCAGCUCGCAUCAGGGAGGAGAGACUGCAGCAGUACGCAGCCAAGAAGUCAAAGAAACCUGUUCUCAUCGCCAAGUCCUCCAUCCUGCUAGACGUCAAGCCGUGGGAUGACGAGACUGACAUGGUGAAGAUGGAGGAGUGUGUGCGCUCGGUGCAGGCAGACGGUCUCUUGUGGGGCUCCUCUAAGCUGGUCCCAGUAGGGUACGGCAUCAAGAAGCUACAGAUCCAGUGCGUGGUGGAGGACGAUAAGGUCGGCACAGACAUGCUGGAAGAGGAGAUCACCAAGUUCGAGGACCUUGUGCAGAGCGUCGAUGUUGCUGCUUUUAACAAGAUCUAAAAAGCCAUAUUUGAUUGCCUGGGAAACUGUCACUAAUAAACGGUUCAGUAUUUGAGCACAAGA
Acipenser ruthenus (sterlet) is the source of this 2289-nucleotide messenger RNA. RefSeq names its product elongation factor 1-delta-like. Gene Ontology annotation, cellular component: eukaryotic translation elongation factor 1 complex; cytosol. The transcript has 9 exons. The record is from RefSeq and is a predicted model, not a curated record. Gene Ontology annotation, biological process: translational elongation. Lineage: Eukaryota; Metazoa; Chordata; Actinopteri; Acipenseriformes; Acipenseridae. Gene Ontology annotation, molecular function: guanyl-nucleotide exchange factor activity; translation elongation factor activity. The coding region runs from base 16 to 2226 and encodes 736 amino acids.